Molecule: messenger RNA, 756 nt
Organism: Sinocyclocheilus grahami
Lineage: Eukaryota; Metazoa; Chordata; Actinopteri; Cypriniformes; Cyprinidae
Product: AT-rich interactive domain-containing protein 1A-like
Exons: 3
Coding region: 88-756 (222 amino acids)
Source: RefSeq, a predicted model, not a curated record
CCAAAAGCCGCAAGCUUCGUGGCUGGACUUGUGUUGUGAGAUGAAAACUGUUGCCUAUUAUUGCUGGAGUUGAAGACUCCAGGCUCCAUGGAUCAACUGGGGAAAAUGCGCGGUCAGUCUUAUGGGUCGGGCGGGCCUUACUCCCAGCAGCCCCAUCAAGGGCCUCCUCCAGCACCCCAGCAGAGUCCUGCUUACCCAGGCCAGGGCUAUGGGCCCCCUGGCCCUCAGAGAUACCCUAUGGGCAUGCAAGGACGUAUGCAAUACGGCCAGCAGGUGCCAUCAUAUGGACAGCAGGGACCAGGGGGUUAUGUGCAGCAGGGGCAGCAGCCCUAUUACGGCCAGCAUGGUCAGGGUCCUCACUCGGGCCAGCAGCAGUCGCCAUACCCCGGGCCUUCCCCAGGGCAACCAGGAGGUCAGGGACCUUAUUCACAGCAACCUCAUGGCCCCCAGUCAUCUGGCCCACACGGACAGGCUGGUCCUCCUUACCAACAACCCCACAUGCCCCAGCAGCCACAGGGGCAGAUGACUGGCCCUUCGCCGGGCCCGCCGCAGUCCCCAUACUCUCAGUCCUCGGCGCCACCCCAGGCCAGCCAGUCUCCCUAUCCACAGCAACAGGUGCCUCAGUCCCAGCCCUCGCAGCAGGGGAGCUCCCAGGCUCCUCCUGCAUCCCAACCCAGUUACCCGCCUGGCCAAGGCCCCCAACAACAACCGCAGCAGCCGCCACCGCCAACAUCACAGCCCCCCCCUCCUAGAUGA